CCCUCAGCCCUCAGCCCAGUGUCUGCAGCUCAGCAUAUUCGACGACGCCCUUUGAACCUCGAGAGACGACUUCGUUGAUCUCCUCGCUCGGAUCCCCUCUGCCUCUUUUUCGUGUUUCUUGCCAUCAAAUCUCUCUCUUUAGACCUAUUUCUUUCCCCCUCUUUCUUCAACACCACCACCCCCAAAAAACCAAAAAUGUCUGACGCUGUCAAGAACGCCGAGAGGGAGGAGGAGCACCAGACCUUCGAGUCUGCCUCCGCCGGAGCCGCCCUCACCUACCCUAUGCAAUGUUCCGCCCUCCGAAAGAACGGAUACGUUUGUAUCAAGGGAAGGCCUUGCAAGAUCGUCGACAUGUCCACCUCCAAGACCGGAAAGCACGGUCACGCCAAGGUCAACUUGGUCGCCAUCGACAUCUUCACCGGUAAGAAGUUGGAGGAUAUCUCCCCCUCCACCCACAACAUGGACGUCCCCAACGUCUCCAGGACCGAGUACACCUUGAUCAACAUUGACGACGGUUUCCUCAACUUGAUGCUCCCGGACGGUACCCCCAAGGACGACGUCAAGGUCCCCGAGGGUCAGAUCGGAACCGACAUCGAGGCCGCUUUCGAGUCUGGCAAGGAGGUCAGCGUUACCAUCAUCGCCGCCAUGGGUGAGGAGCAGGCCAUCACCUUCAAGACCACCGAUUAAGCGCAGCGUGAAGGAGAAAUGAAGAGAGAUGUUUAGAUGUCACAAUCUGCCCCGCCCACAACCCCCCACCACUACCUACCUUUCUAUAUUUUACUAUAUCCAAUUCAUCUCGCCUACCCCCCAUACGCCUGCCUGCUGUCAGGAGGUUAGCUCCUACCGUCCUCUUUUCCCCCUACAAACAAGCAAACAAACGGUUGUCAUGUUGAGGUCUAUCACGAAAACAUUUAACCAAGCCCAAAGAGAAUCGAAAAGUGCGA
Filobasidium floriforme is the source of this 944-nucleotide messenger RNA. Its product is annotated as putative HYP2-translation initiation factor eIF5A.1. Gene Ontology annotation, biological process: positive regulation of translational termination; positive regulation of translational elongation. Bases 196 to 687 code for a protein of 163 amino acids. Gene Ontology annotation, molecular function: translation elongation factor activity; ribosome binding; RNA binding. The transcript is spliced from 6 exons. NCBI's taxonomy places the organism in Eukaryota, Fungi, Basidiomycota, Tremellomycetes, Filobasidiales, Filobasidiaceae. The record is from RefSeq and is a predicted model, not a curated record.